Salvia miltiorrhiza (redroot sage) is the source of this 814-nucleotide messenger RNA. RefSeq lists its product as uncharacterized. Gene Ontology annotation, biological process: tRNA pseudouridine synthesis; mRNA pseudouridine synthesis. The record is from RefSeq and is a predicted model, not a curated record. Bases 86 to 571 code for a protein of 161 amino acids. NCBI's taxonomy places the organism in Eukaryota, Viridiplantae, Streptophyta, Magnoliopsida, Lamiales, Lamiaceae. Gene Ontology annotation, molecular function: RNA binding; pseudouridine synthase activity. Gene Ontology annotation, cellular component: nucleus; cytoplasm. The transcript has 9 exons.
GAAGUUUAUUUUGUUUAAUCUUAAAUGAAAUUACAGCGACCCCAUUUCAAACAUUUGGUCUGCAACCCUGUCCACGCCAACGCAAAUGGAAGGAAACCCCAACAUCGAACUCGUCAACUCGCUGCAAGCUCAAAUGGAAUCUCUCCGAGAAAGGAUAAACCAACUAGAGACCGAGAAUGCUAAGCUCUCUCGUCAGCUCUCCGUUUGCGUCUGCCAGAAGAUUGCAGUGAGUGAUAAAACUCCUGUAGACUGCAGUAGUUCAAUUGGGGAAAUGGAGAUGCUGAAAUUGGAUGAAAUCGGUUUGCUAAACAGAUCAAAAGAUAAAGAACCAGCUGCAGGCGGCAAUGCGAUGGCCUUGCAUCAUUUACCGAAGCGAUAUGUUGCUUUAAAAGUUAUGUAUUUUGGCCAGAGAUUUUACGGUUUUGCUUCAGAGGCACAGAUGGAUCCAACAAUAGAGUCAGAAAUUUUUAAGGCCCUUCACAAGACAAGGUUAGUAUCUGGUGAUAGGAAGGAAUUGCAAUACUCAAGAUGUGGCAGAACUGACAAGGGAGUUCGUCUGUUGGCCAAGUAAUCUCUCUAUUUCUACGAUCAAAUCUUAAAAAAACACCAGCGAGCAACGGAUAUUCUGUAGAAAGCUUUGCUGAGGAAUCAUGUGAUGGAGAAAUAGAUUAUGUAAAGAUACUAAAUAGAGCUCUUCCUAAUGAUAUUAGAAUUAUUGGAUGGUCACCUGCUCCAACUGAUUUCAGUGCAAGGUUCAGUUGUUUGAGCAGGGAAUACAAGUACUUCUUUUGGAGAGAAAAUUUAAAUAUCAUGG